Messenger RNA from Durio zibethinus, 755 nucleotides. The record is from RefSeq and is a predicted model, not a curated record. Lineage: Eukaryota; Viridiplantae; Streptophyta; Magnoliopsida; Malvales; Malvaceae.
UGUUGAGUCCGAGCAGACUAAGAUUGCUUCAACGAGUUAUUCAAUUGGGUUACAGUGUUGCUUUCACAGUAAGUUUCUAAGUUGCUUGUGCCUUUAAUUACUAGCUAGAUGACAAUUUCAGAUCCUGUUAGCUUUAGCCUUUAGGCAAGUUUAACUGAGGUUGGUUUCUGAUUGAAGAAUGCAGAUGCCAUGUGGCUGAGGAAUCCCUUAAGAGAAGUUGUGCCUAAUUUUGGAAUGUCAAUAUCGUGUGAGCUUUAUCCUAUUGAUGAUGAAACCUUUGGAAUCGAAGGAGAUGGAGGAUUCUUUCAUGUCAAAGCAGAUGAUAGAACUUAUGAGUUCAUCAAAAACUGUAACGUGAAAAGGGUUUUGUAUCCUGAUUCUGAACACCAAUCCCUCUGCAAAAUUAUUGGAAAUGAUAACUACAUCGACCUCAUUGAAAUGCGGGUUAAAUAUUUCAAUGAGGUGAAUUUUUGUAGACUUUGUCAGCCAUGUGAUUUGACUAAGAUAUAUACCAUACAAGCAAACUGCUGUGAGAACAUUGAUAGCAAGAUCCACGAUCUGAAGCUUGUUCUUGAUGACUGGAGAAAAUUCAGAGAACUGUCUGCAAAUAAUGGUAGCUCGAAGUGGUCACCCUUAUCAUGGCGAGCUCCACAGAAAUGCAUAGGGUGAUUUCUUCUCUCGGACAUGUUUUGCAUCUGGUAAGCUGUAAAAGUGUGUCCAAUAAAAAGUCCGGGGUUUAAAUCUCUAUCUUCUUA